Leptosomus discolor (cuckoo roller) is the source of this 198-nucleotide messenger RNA. NCBI's taxonomy places the organism in Eukaryota, Metazoa, Chordata, Aves, Leptosomiformes, Leptosomidae. The record is from RefSeq and is a predicted model, not a curated record.
ACCGCCCUCGAUUUCUUUGUAGUGAAGUUAAAUGGCGGCCGACACGUCCAGGGGAUAUUGCGGGGCUUUGACCCCUUCAUGAACCUCGUCAUCGAUGAGUGCGUGGAGAUGGCGCCGGGGGGGCAGCAGAACAACAUCGGCAUGGUGGUAAUACGGGGAAACAGCAUCAUCAUGCUGGAAGCCUUGGAACGAGUAUAG